AUGAGUCAAAGUUCAAGGUUACAGUCUAUGGGGAAAACAUGCUGUGUGAAGCAGUUCAUUAAUGGAGCUAGAGAGAGGUGUUCUGAACCAGUGAAUGGUAAAGAAGAUCGGAGAAAAGUAGAAGGAAGAAAAAGGAAGCAGGUUGAUAAUGAAGGUUUCAUAGAAGCAAAAUGCAUUAAGAGUGAAUUUGAUUCAACUGAAGCAAUUAAUAUCGAUUCUGAUUCUUCUGAUGAUGAUGAUGAAGAAAUGCAAAUCCCACCAGCUUUUAUCAAGGAGUUUGGAAAGGAAGAGGUGCCAAAGAAAACAACACUUGAGACUUAUAAUGGCAAAUUUUGGGAAGUUGGAGUGGAAAAGCUCGGAAGAAAAUUUUACUUUGAUAAUGGCUGGGAUAACUUUGUGAGAGUUAAUAGUCUGGAAAAUGGGGAUUUCUUGCUGUUUAAGUAUUUUGCAGAUUAUUCAAAGUUUAACGUCAAAAUAUAUGGAAAAACUUGCUGUGAGAAGCAAUUGAACGUUGUUGGGGAAAGAUGUACCCAGAAAAGAAAAGCACAAACUGUUGAGGUCAAAAGGAAUGAAAAGUAUGGCGGCAGAAUGCCUCCAGAUUAUCAUAACCAUAUCGAAUUCGAAUCUGAGAAUCCGUUCUUUCAGCACAAACUCAUGCCUACAACUGCCAACCAGUAUCUGUAUAUACCCAAAGGUUUUUUCAAGGAACGUAUGAAGGAAAGCAAAAGGAUAAAGUUAGAGUUAUCAGAAAGAACAUGGAAUAUGGAGAUUUAUGUGCACGAACGUGAACGUGAUGCAAAACGAACAAAGGACGCCAGAGUGGUUAAGGGAUGGAAGAGAUUGGUGAAUGAACAUCAUUUGGAAAUUGGAGACGUCUGCUUCUUUGAAAUGAUUGCAAGUUAUUAUGAUUCUGAUUGUUCUGAGUUUCUUGUCCAUGUUUAUAGUGAUCUGCAUCUUCUCGCCAAAGCUUCCAUGGACAGAGCUUCACAAUGGCAAAGAAAACGCAAGAAACCUUCCUUCUUCAAGAUUCUGAUCCAAGAUUUCUCUACCCGCCUGCAAAUCCCGCCAGCUUUCUACAAGGUGUUUGGUAAAGAGGUGCCAAAGAAAGCAAUUCUUGAGACUUGUUAUGUUUCUGAAGAUGAAACAAUUAAUAUUGAUUCUGAUUCUUCUCAGCAUCCUAUCGUCGAAGAAGAAGUUGGUAAUUCGAAGCAGCCAACGAGUGAAGAAGCCACAAGAUUGCCCACUGAUAACCAAACAGAAUCUGAGAGUUCUUCCUUCCAAGUCAAACUCAGAUCCUCAAGUAUCAAUAGCUAUCUGGAAAACGAAAGGCAGGAGAUUAGAAUAGAGAUGACCAACAAAGUAUGGGAAGUGGGUGUUCUAGUGUUUUGGGCAGACGGUAAGAAGGAAGCACUGACAGGAGCAAGGCUGACCCAAGGAUGGAGGAACCUGGUCUCAGAAUGUCGUCUCCAAAUGGGAGAUGUCUGCAAUUUUGAAUUGAUCCAACCAACAGCUCAUCAUCAGCAACUUGUCUUUCGUCUUCGUGUUCUUCGAUGGGAUCCUCAAAACGACAAGUUUACUCAGAUACUUUAG
Messenger RNA from Neltuma alba, 1590 nucleotides. RefSeq lists its product as uncharacterized. Gene Ontology annotation, molecular function: DNA binding. NCBI's taxonomy places the organism in Eukaryota, Viridiplantae, Streptophyta, Magnoliopsida, Fabales, Fabaceae. The record is from RefSeq and is a predicted model, not a curated record. Bases 1 to 1590 code for a protein of 529 amino acids. The transcript is spliced from 9 exons.